AUGGGUAACUCCAGAAGACCCGGACGGGGUGGCGGAGGCCAGGGGAAUAAUAAUCGAGCCAGCAGCAAGCCGCCGUUGACGCACUUUCUCUGCAUACCCCUGAUAAACGAACAGUCGAUAUACCAGCUUCAAAGCUCACUUGCUAAAUUCAAAUCGUUAAUUCCACUUGUCCCUCCUUCUGGCCCAGCGGCAGGCCAUGCGCCUGACGCACCACUCGUGCCGUAUGGAGCUCUGCGGCCGCUCGGAACGCUGCAUUUCACGCUGGGGGUUAUGAGUCUAACCAGUCAAGAACGGCUGGAUGAAACGCUGUCUUUUUUCCGUUCGCUUGAUCUGGCCUCCAUAAUGCAAGAGGUGGAGGAAGAAGCAAAGUCCAAAGACGAGAGUGAUGCAAAGGGACCCCUAUCAAUUGAUUUGGUAUCGCUGCAUGCCAUUCCAAGGACCCGGGCAGCUACUGUUCUACAUGCUUCGCCAUUGGAUACCUCAGGCCGGCUGUAUCCGUUUUGCGUGAAGUUGCGAGAUAGGUUUAUUGAAGCCGGAUUCAUGCAUCGGGACAUGGUUAAGGCCAAACCUCGUAAUAAGGUGGUUCCAGGUGAAAGCUCCAAGGACAACGAGGGCUCAGAUGAAAACGGAGACCAAGGGGAGGAGGAGGAAGAUGCCAGUGCAUCGACUACACCAGCUGUGAACCCAAUUGUUCCAGAAUUCAAACCGCGCCCAUUGCUUCUUCAUGCAACCAUCGCCAAUACCAUUUACCUUGGAAAACGAAAGCCAGCCUCCCAACAGGGUGGCAAAGGUCAAAGGGGUAAAGACAAGUCAUUAGUGAAAUUUGAUGCAACUGAGUUACUAGAGAAGUUUGCAGGAAGUCGGCAUAGACAGCACACUGCCGGUUCCAAGGACGUCAAGGGCAAAGAUGCUGAAGUUGAGCGUGAGCCGUUCAUAUGGGCUAAGGGGAUUCCAAUUGAUAGGAUAUGUAUUUGCGAGAUGGGCGCGAAGCCAGUAUCCCAUGAUGAGGCCAAGGGUGGCCCAGUACUCGGACAGGAAUAUAGAAUAGUCCAUCAGCGUCGGCUUGAUUGA
Molecule: messenger RNA, 1071 nt
Organism: Trichophyton verrucosum HKI 0517
Lineage: Eukaryota; Fungi; Ascomycota; Eurotiomycetes; Onygenales; Arthrodermataceae
Exons: 1
Coding region: 1-1071 (356 amino acids)
Biological process (GO): regulation of DNA-templated transcription; DNA alkylation repair
Cellular component (GO): nucleus
Source: RefSeq, a predicted model, not a curated record